Ectocarpus siliculosus is the source of this 2629-nucleotide messenger RNA. The record is from the annotation of a GenBank genome assembly. Lineage: Eukaryota; Phaeophyceae; Ectocarpales; Ectocarpaceae.
GCGUCACCCGCACCCGUCCCUUCGCGCCACGAGCUAGCCUGUCAACUAGAACCUCUAGUGCACGCAAGUUUUUAAGCAUGGGUACCGAGGAGUUCAAGUACCACAUCUGCUGCAUGGGCGCCGGGUACGUGGGCGGGCCGACCAUGGCCGUGAUCGCCCAGCGCUGCCCUCACAUCCGCGUGUGCGUGGUCGACAUCUCCCAAGCGCAGAUCGAUGCCUGGAACACCGACGACCUCCCCAUCUACGAGCCAGGCCUGCUGGAAGUGGUCAAGGAGAGCCGGGGCCGCAACCUCUUCUUCUCCACCGACAUCGACGCCGAGAUCAAGCGCGCGGACAUGGUGUUCAUCUCCGUGAACACGCCGACCAAGACGACCGGUAUCGGUGCGGGCAAGGCGGCCAACAUCAAGAACUGCGAGCUGUGCGCCCGCAAGAUCGCCGAGGUCGCGGACACCCCCAAGGUGGUGGUGGAGAAGUCGACGGUUCCGGUCCGUACCGCCGAGGCUGUUCGCCGUGUGCUGGCGACCAAUGAGGGCAAGGUCAAGUUCCAGGUGCUGUCCAACCCGGAGUUCUUGGCGGAGGGUACCGCCAUGCCCGACCUGCAGGACCCCAGCCGGGUGCUGAUCGGCGGUAUGCAGACACCCGAGGGGCUCGCGGCUAUCCAGGAGCUGGUAGACGUGUACGCCAACUGGGUGCCGAAGGACAGAAUCCUCGCUACCAACACUUGGUCCUCAGAGCUCUCUAAGCUCGUGGCCAACGCCUUCCUUGCGCAGCGCGUGAGCAGCAUCAACUCGAUCUCGGCGUUGUGCGAGGCUACGGAUGCUGACAUCUCUGAGGUGUCUCGAGCUCUGGGGUACGACCCCCGCAUCGGCAACAAGUUCCUCAACUCCUCGGUCGGGUUCGGGGGUUCUUGCUUCCAGAAGGACGUGCUCAACCUCGUCUACAUCUGCGAGUCCACCGGCCUUCCUGAGGUGGCCGAGUACUGGCACCAGGUGAUCGCCAUGAACGACUACCAGAAGUCUCGCUUCACCCAGCUCAUGGUGCGACGUAUGUUCAACACCGUCACCGGCAAGAGGAUCGCCGUUCUUGGCUUCGCUUUCAAGAAGGACACGGGAGACACCAGGGAGACUCCGGCGGUGUUUGUGUGCAAGGCCCUCCUGGAGGAGCAGGCCAAGGUCCAGGUGUACGACCCUCAAGUGAAGAGAAGUCAGAUGUUCGUGGAGUUCGACUACACGUGCGGCGUCAACAAGGACAACACCCCCAGGCUCGAGGAGUCGAUUACCACUUGCGAGGACGCCUACUCCGCGGCCGAGGGGUCUCACGCCCUGGCCAUCUUGACCGAGUGGGACGAGUUCAAGACCCUCGACUACCAGCGCAUCUACGACAGCAUGGCCAAGCCGGCCUUCGUCUUCGACGGACGCGGGGUGGUCGACAUCGAAGCCCUCCGCAAGAUCGGCUUCGAGGUGUACUGCAUCGGAAAGUCCAAGCCCAAGUACUCUCUCGACAGUCCUAAGUAAGAAACAACAAAGUUUGACCGAUUUUGACUGCGACGGAUUUAGUUUCUCGAUCGUGUGUACAAGGUUGAACGAGUGGAUUUUCCAUCCAGUAUAGUAGUAUAUACGCAAGUGCUUUUUUUUUUUCUUGUUAUUUUGUCUAAUAUCUGUUGGUUUGUAAUGGUGGGGCGUUUUUUUCUGGUGUUAUGAUGGAUGGUGUGUCUGCAUGCGUACACUGGCUGUUUUGUGCUACCGCCCGGCCGGUUUCAGCUUUAGUCGAGAAUCGAUUGGUGCUGAUUCGGUGGUUGACAUUUGGCGUUAAUCGCCGAGCACAAAUGACCUUUCAGGGCGGCGUUUUUUCCUAUGAAAGCAUGGCAUCCAAAGGCGGCCCGCAGCCACAUGGGAGCAAUGAGGGUAUUGUUGCAAGGGAUUUCUCCGUGCGCGUGCGGCUGAAUGCCUCGUGCGUGCACGCAUGUCGGCCGAUUGAAGAAGUAAUAGCUGUUACUUGUAGUUGCGUUUCGGAUUCCUCAAGAGCAGGUCGGGUGCCCGCCGCUAUCGUGAGGGCGAGUUUGUGCUGCUCCAGGCUGUAACCCCCUCUGGAAGGCGGACGUACGGCUGCAUUCAGCGUUCUCUUGUCACGUACUGUAUGAUAGGUGGACUGGCAUUCUCCGUCAUGAAACUGUAGGUGGUAAGUCAACAAUAGCUCGGUAGUCGGGAGGCGGGCGUUGUUUUUGUACAGAGCAGCCGCAGUUUCGUCGUGGCACUAGCUUGAAGAAGGAAAGGUUUGGUGGAGUAGCUUGGAGGAAAGGAGCACUCGUACCUACUCCGAGUGUUGGAGAAAAGAGUUCCGUUAGCAAUGAAUGUGUGAUGCCCUGGUGAGAUGUUUUUGCUGUUGUUUCGCGUGCGCUUUGCGCGUCUAUCGUGGUCUUGGCUCCGAUGGGCAACAUGAAUCACCAUUUUUGUCCCUCUUCUUGACGUCCAAUCUUUCUGUCGAUGAUGCCAAAUCCGUCUGUGUUUUGGCAUACGUCUUCAUCAAGGCCAAUGAUAUCGGCUUUUUCGUUUGCACAGGCGUGCCACAAGGCAAUGCAACCGUGGUCUUGACUCCGAUGGGCAACAUAAAUCACCAUUUUUUCACUCUU